Molecule: messenger RNA, 1551 nt
Organism: Galdieria sulphuraria
Lineage: Eukaryota; Rhodophyta; Bangiophyceae; Galdieriales; Galdieriaceae
Product: Chs5p-Arf1p-binding protein (ChAPs)
Exons: 2
Biological process (GO): Golgi to plasma membrane transport
Cellular component (GO): exomer complex
Molecular function (GO): protein binding
Source: RefSeq, a predicted model, not a curated record
AUUUGGAAACUGGUCAGUUGGAUGCAGCAUUUGNAGAAGCAAAGAAAGCUGUGGAAGNAAAUGAAAAGGAUACUUUGGCCUGGAUUCACUUGGCUAAUUUGUACGNAGAAAAAGGAGAUCUUGNAGAGUCUUNGAUUGCACUCAACUCGGCAAUUAUGGAGCCACCCACGUNAGACCCAUUUUNGAGAGAAUUGUUACCUGCAAGAAAGCGAANGACAAAGCCUUUGCCCAAUACUUCUGGUGGCACAGACAUUAUUCGAGUAUUGGCGAAGCGACUACACGAAGAAAGAAUCGGCCCUGCGACUGGAGUUGAUGAGUCACUUGCUGAACUGUCAGCAACGCNAANGACAGAUCCUGAAAAGCAAGCUUACCAAGUAUUGGNAAAGGCAUNGAAUAAGUUUGGCUGGGAUGAAAUAUNGAAUGCUCGUUCAGAUGCGUUUAUCAUGGAAGCGGAUAUUUCACAUCUUCCUGAAGGACAAGAAUCGUCAACUGAACAAAUACAUGAAACUGAUGUCGGGAAGAUGCAAGAAGCUGCUUCAUCUUCUCAAGAAAAUGCUGAGUCUUCUUCAGAUACAGCUGGAACUAAAAUUUCGAAAGGUCAACCUUCGCCUGGAAAAGACUUUACUUUAUCCGCCGAGACAAAUGGAACAGAUGGUCAGACAAAGAACGUUGCAACCGAAGAUAAUCAAGUUCAAGGAAAUGAUUCAUCCAGUGNAAAAGAAGAUAAAGUCAGAGAAGUCGGUGGAAGUAGCGAACAGCGCAUUUNGAAGAACAAACACGCAUCCCUGGAAGUUUAUUCAUCGAAAGGGCAUAAAAAGAAAAUGUGUACUCCUUGGUNAGAUUUCCUCGNGAAUAAUAUGUACGAAGACCNAAGAGCUUNAGCUAUUUGGCAAGCGGAAGAUGAACAAAUGGCUCAAAAUUUGCGCAGCACAAGUGGGACGUCUACAUCCCAUACGAGUUCCCAGCCUAAUCAAGCUUCUUCAUCUGGUACAAACAGUCAGAAUGAAACGCAAGCUUCGCAAAUGCAAAAUGACGCUUCAUAUAUCGCUCAAUCAUNAGAUGCCGACCAAAUUGCAAAACAAACUAAAAGGCCACCCGUUGAUUGGUUGCGACGUGGUGAACUUGCUCGUCGCAUUCAGCGAUCCAGCGAUGCAGAAAGAGCUUUCCGUANAGCUAUUAUCCUUUCUUCCAAGAACUCUGGUGCUGAGAAGUCAGCGACUGUCAGUCCCUGGUUGUCUUUGUUGGAGAUGUAUGCUGAAGACGGAUUUGCUUCUGAGGCAUNAGNAGCAGCCGAUGCGGUUUGGAAUUUUAUGGACUCUCAUGCAGAUCGCAUUUCUACGAGUUCAUUUACCCCACCAGUGCCAGCGAUUCGUCGUGCAGUUUUCAAACUUGUUCAUAAACAUGGCUUACACAAGAUUCGAGAACAAGNAAUGGACAAAAGAAUUACUAUCAACCGACACAGGAUUCAGUCGGUUUUGUNAGAUGCGGUGGAAUGGAAGGUGUCUGGAUAUGAUCGCUAGUUGAAACAUUGUUGUUGUAAGAGAUCUUGAA